GAUCAAAAGUCGGGCUUUUGGAGCGAUCAUAGCUUUUUGAGUGAUUGCAGUGAAGAAACAUCUAUGAUGAUUAAUAUUAGUGUAGCACCGGAGCUUUUGAGGGAAGAUCAAAAGUCGGGCUUUUGGAGCGAUCAUAGCUUUUUGAGUGAUUGCAGUGAAGAAACAUCUAUGAUGAUUAAUAUUAGUGUAGCACCGGAGCUUUUGAGGGAAGAUCAAAGGUCGAGCUUUCGGAGUGAUCAUAGUGAAGAGAGCACAUUUUGGCUUUUCGGA
This is a messenger RNA of Dentiscutata erythropus, 270 nucleotides long. The record is from the annotation of a GenBank genome assembly. Lineage: Eukaryota; Fungi; Glomeromycota; Glomeromycetes; Diversisporales; Gigasporaceae.